Messenger RNA from Talaromyces marneffei, 1485 nucleotides. RefSeq lists its product as uncharacterized. Gene Ontology annotation, biological process: secondary metabolite biosynthetic process. The transcript has 5 exons. Bases 1 to 1485 code for a protein of 494 amino acids. The record is from RefSeq and is a predicted model, not a curated record. Gene Ontology annotation, molecular function: monooxygenase activity. Lineage: Eukaryota; Fungi; Ascomycota; Eurotiomycetes; Eurotiales; Trichocomaceae.
AUGUCUCUCCAUCAAACAAUCGAUCUCGACAGAGAUCUCCCACGUAUUCCAACUAAGAACAUCAAUUUUCAUCCAACAACGGGCAUUUCUUGCUUAAUCGUUGGAGCUGGAGUUGGAGGCUUGACAACGGCUCUCGAAUGUCGACGCAAAGGACAUAGUGUGCGGGUCGUUGAGAGAUCCCCAACCCCUAACAGCGCAGGAGAUUUCUUCUCCAUCGGUCAAAACAUCGUCGCCCAUCUCUACAACUACUGGCCCGAUCUCGCCGCCGAAUGUGAGUGCAUCAACUAUUCUGGAGUGAUAGCAUAUCACAAAAUUACAGGAGAGCGCAUCUCUGGCCCUGAGCCCGUGCCAAUUGGCAAACCAACCAUGACACUGAAUGACGGAUCGGAAAAGAUCAUCCCAUUUAGCAGACACCAUCGCCCCAAGUUUGUGGCUGCACUUCUAGCCCAGGUCAAGGGCCUGGGCAUCGAGGUUACUUUUGGAGCCAAGGUUACGGACUACCUCGAGGAUGCCGAUAAGCAGAAGGCAGGAAUCGUCCUCGAGAGCGGCGAGAGGAUUGAGGCAGAUGUUGUUAUUGCAGCCGAUGGCAUCGGGACAAAGAGCCACAAACUCGUUAAUGGUGGCGAUGAUAGGGCUUAUUCUAGCGGAAUAUCUAUUUUCAGAACCUCAUUUCCAGUCGAAUUGGCACUGUCGGAUCCCGAAGUUCGAGAUCGGUGGCCACUGCUGGAUGGUAAUGUACCCUGUCUCGAGAUUUGGGGAGGUGACAACAUGUCCUUCUUUGUACAAAGAUACUCGGACAUCAUGUGCUGGUUGAUGACUCACAAGAGCGAUGGUAAAGGCAUGGAAUCCUGGAACCAAACAGUCGAUGUUUCGGAAGUCCUCAAAAUCACCGCAAAGAUACCUGGAUUCCCGGAAGUUGCCGAACGCCUGAUCAAGACCACACCGAACAACGGCAUCAUUGACUGGGAGAUCAUGUGGCGAGAUCCCAGGGAGAAUUGGAUUUCACCGUGUGGAAGAGUCGUUCAGGUAGGCGAUAGUGCGCACACAUUUCUACCUUCGUCUGGGAGCGGUGCUACACAAGCCAUGGAGGACGCCAUCUCACUCGCGACUUGCCUUGAAAUCGGUGGAAAGCGCAACGUUACAAUAGCAACAAAGAUUCACAAUAAACUUCGAUUUGAACGGGUUUCAUGCGUCCAGCUAAGCGGCUUCAUGAACCACCAAAAACAGAGCAACCCAGUGUAUAGUGCAGAAAACGACGAUAAAGAGUCUUUCAAAAUCAACCUCGGCGACUGGAUUGUUAUGUACGACUCUGAAAAGUAUACAUACGCACACUACGGUGAAGUGCUCCAUCAUCUCCAUUCUGGGAUGCCUUUAAAAGCUAAAAACAUUCCACGGGGAUAUACGUACAAGCCAUGGACGAUCAAGGGGCUGUUAGACAUGGUUGAGAGGGGUGAGAAGAUACACUUUGACGGAGAUUGGUCUUGA